Molecule: messenger RNA, 1329 nt
Organism: Lottia gigantea (owl limpet)
Lineage: Eukaryota; Metazoa; Mollusca; Gastropoda; Lottiidae
Exons: 7
Coding region: 1-1329 (442 amino acids)
Source: RefSeq, a predicted model, not a curated record
AUGAAGUUGGAAGAAGUUUUGGUAUUUGUUUUUCUAAUUUUGAAUGUAGAGACACAGCAGGAACAGUAUUUUGCCUCAUCCGAUUUUCCUGUAUUAGAUUAUGAAGAUUUAAAAACCUCAACAGUCCUUUAUAAUGUCAGAAACAAAAUACGAUGUGGAAUUAUUUGCUCACAAAUUUGUACAUCAUCUCAAACCAAUAAGAUAAUGUACAAUGUUGAUCAUCCAAAUAUAACUCAAUCACAAUGUGCUGUUUUUAAUGGUAAUUGUUAUUUUGUUAAAAAGGUUACGUCAUGUAUAAAAGUUAGAAGCGAUAAUGUAACUAUUUUGAUAUAUUUUAGGUUACGUCAUGUUACGUCAUGUAUAAAAGUUAGACGUGAUAAUGUAACUAUUUUGAUAUAUUUUAGGUUACGUCAUGUUACGUCAUGUAUAAAAGUUAGACGUGAUAAUGUAACUAUUUUGAUAUAUUUUAGGUUACGUCAUGUUACGUCAUGUAUAAAAGUUAGACGUGAUAAUGUAACUAUUUUGAUAUAUUUUAGGUUACGUCAUGUUACGUCAUGUAUAAAAGUUAGAAGUGAUAAUUUUACUACGACGUGUUCCUGUUUAUUUCCCUAUUAUGGUUCUUAUUGCCAUCUUAUUCUUUCAUCCUGUGAAGAUGUGAAGCAUUCAAUGGAAUCAUUGGUAAAUGGAAUUUAUAGCGUAACAACGAUUCGUGGAGAGAUUAUAGAGAUAUUCUGUGAUUUCCAAAAAACUCAAAUCAUAACUUUUAUCUCUAAAAAGAGCUUAUCCUAUCUGACAACCCCAGAUUUGAUGCAGUUUGGAUCAAACAGAACCCGAGUUGUUCUUCGGCAAAAUUGGAUAAACUACCAGAAAGAUUCAAUCCUUUCACAGUUGACAACACAUUCGUCGAUUCCUUUGUCCAUUUAUAUCAAUGGAAUUGGAAAUUUUAAAGAGCCAGUAAACACGGUCUUGGGAGAAUAUCUAUAUUUAGGUUUUCUUAAUAAAAGUUCUAUCCAUAAGGGUAGUAUAAAUGGUUACGCUACCGAUUCAAAAGAUCAAAAUUUCUCAAAUUGUAACAACGAUAGUAACAGUUACUUUAAUUUUUAUCCGAAUUUGGAAAACGAAAAUCCGUCAAUCACUACAAAUAGUUCUAUUAAAGUCGAUAUGUUCGCUUGGACAAAAACUGGUGUGAGGAUAGCUGAAAAUCAGAAACUAUCCUCUGACUAUUUCUAUGUUACCGAAAUACAUUUUGGCGGAUGUGGUGGGCUUACAACGUCAAGUAUUUGGAGAUCCGUUAAUGGAACGGCUCUUGGAUUGAUAACAGACUUUUAA